AUGUCGGCUCAGAAAGUUCUGGUUUGUUUGGCAAUAAUUGCCGUUGCGAUUUUCGCUACGAAUGUAGACUCGUUCGGUCAACCGGGUUACGCCAAUAAUUCAACAAACAAAUCUCACAACUUGUCCAUUGGAUACCGAAUGCCUGGAGAUAAGCUUGUUCUGAGACAAAACGUAGUCAAGACUUCGUCUUGGAUGCAGAUCGUUACCGAACAGAAGACCUUCAACACUUCGCAAUUCUACCGCAUUACCUUGGUUAAUGCUCUGGACCAGAAAACCAACGGCAACGGUGCAUACGCCAGCCUUACAUCCGGUGGUCCAGGAUACAAUAGUGCCACGCUCAGAUUCAAGAGUCAACGGGGACACGGAAUCAACUUCGUUGUUGAAGUGUACGCACGAUCUUAA
Colletes gigas is the source of this 402-nucleotide messenger RNA. RefSeq names its product probable salivary secreted peptide. The record is from RefSeq and is a predicted model, not a curated record. Bases 1 to 402 code for a protein of 133 amino acids. The transcript has a single exon. Lineage: Eukaryota; Metazoa; Arthropoda; Insecta; Hymenoptera; Colletidae.